AUGACGAUUAUCACAGCGGGGCUGCCUCCAGCCUCGAGACGAACAGGACCUUAUAAAUUCUCAACACACCGGACCCAAGGAGGGGCGACAUGGCAUGGAUGCAUCAUUGGAGUCGGGUUUCAGCCCUUUCCGUCCAGCCCGUUCGCGACGCAAUUCACUGAACGACUGCCCGCAAAACAUGGCUCGUCGAAUCCAGGUACGACAUGCUUGCCAGCCGUGCCGAAACCUUGCUUUCGGUGCCAAAACGAUGGUCGUGACUGUCUCUACGACAAACCGCGUCGCGAAUCCAACCUCACUUUACUGGCAGAAAUCAAGCGACUGAAAGAGCAGAAUGCAGAAAAGGACAAACUUCUUCGGGUCCUUACUAUUAGCCAUGAUGUUGAGUCAUGUAAAGCCGUUGUGCAAAAACUCAAGGAUGGCAAUAGAUCACGCCAGGAUGUCUUGCAGGCGAUGAAUAACCAGGACAGCAGCAAUCACCGGUUCCGGAAUCGCAUUCGACGGAAAACUCCUGGUAUUGGACCUUCUGAUUUGGCCAUCGGACCGGAGAUCUGUCAACAUUGUUUUUCUCGUCUGCGGACGUGGAAUUUGCCACAAUUCUACCCCAGUGACCUCAGCAGGCCGGUCGAAGCAACUGCAGCGCUUCUGCGAGACGGUCUACCAGCGCCAGCGUUUCUACUGCCACCCCCCGCCAGUGGAGAUACUGCGCAAUCGCAGACAGAUGAAUGGACACAAACAGGUUUAAGGAGAGCCUAUGUGCGACAGCUACUCGACAUUUUAUCCACCUGGGAUAGUCUACCUGGUUGUAUCGUCUGCAAGGCUCCAUUUCUGGAAGCAUAUGAUACAGGAUCGGAUCAGUUUUGUUCAACGGCGUUGGUAAAUGCAAUGCUUGCGUUGGCAACUCGCGUUGUCGUCGAGCCUGCUGAGGACGAGACUGGACUUUCUUUGGCGGGUCGUCCGGGAAGCAAACAAUUUUCAAACAGCGCUGAAGCGUUACUCGGAAACGCCAAACUGGCGAGCCAUCUUCCAGAUAUCCAGGCUCUCGGAAUACUCUCAAUCUACAAGAUCAGUUGUGGGCACGAAACAGAAGCCCAAAUGUUCGCCAAGUUAUUUCUUUCCAGAAUCUCAGAUUUAUAUAGUCGACCGUCUUCGGCAGGGAAAGAAGAUGAGGUAUACAACACAGUGCUUACAACCACAUACUGCGGCGGUGUUUCGUUGGGUCGGUAUGAUGUCUCGCAAUCUCUCCAACUCAGAGCAUGCUAA
Molecule: messenger RNA, 1260 nt
Organism: Purpureocillium lilacinum
Lineage: Eukaryota; Fungi; Ascomycota; Sordariomycetes; Hypocreales; Ophiocordycipitaceae
Source: RefSeq, a predicted model, not a curated record